CCCUCCUGAUGAAGAAAAUGUGUAACAGAGGAGGCUGCAGAGAAAGAACUUCGUAGCUUGGGAGAGAAAAUAAUUGAAGAACUCAGAUGGUGACUGUAUGAUUGAAACUAUUCGAAGUCAAGAGUCUGCAUAUUCUUUCAACUAUAUUCAAGCUCUCCCAGGCUAUAAAGUGUGAUUGAACUGAACAUCUGUUUGCUGGUCAUCAUGAACCGUGCUUUUAGCAGGAAGAAAGACAAAACAUGGAUGCAUACUCCCGAAGCUUUAUCAAAACAUUACAUUCCCUAUAAUGCAAAGUUUCUUGGCAGUACAGAAGUGGAGCAGCCUAAAGGAACAGAAGUUGUGAGAGAUGCUGUCAGAAAACUCAAGUUUGCAAGACAUAUCAAGAAAUCUGAAGGCCAGAAAAUCCCUAAAGUUGAGCUGCAGAUAUCAAUAUAUGGGGUAAAAAUUCUGGAACCGAAAACAAAGGAAGUCCAGCACAAUUGCCAGCUUCACAGAAUAUCGUUUUGUGCGGAUGACAAAACUGACAAGAGGAUAUUCACUUUCAUAUGCAAAGAUUCUGAGUCCAAUAAACAUUUGUGCUAUGUAUUUGACAGCGAAAAGUGUGCUGAAGAAAUAACUUUAACAAUCGGCCAAGCAUUUGACCUGGCAUACAGGAAAUUUCUAGAAUCUGGAGGAAAAGAUGUGGAAACAAGAAAACAGAUUGCAGGACUGCAGAAAAGAAUUCAAGACUUAGAAACCGAAAAUGUGGAACUUAAAAACAAAGUACAAGAUUUGGAAAGCCAGUUAAGAACAACCCAAGUAUCAACAUCUCCAGCGGGCACCGGGACACCCAAGUCCCCCUCCACUGACAUCUUCGACAUGGUACCAUUUUCUCCAGUAUCACACGCGUCUUCAACCCCUACUCGCAACGGCACGCAGCCGCCGCCAGUCCCCAGCAGAGCUACUGAGAUCAAACGGGACCUGUUUGGAGCGGAACCUUUUGACCCGUUUAACUGUGGAGCGGGGGAUUUCCCUCCAGAUAUUCAGUCAAAACUGGACGAGAUGCAGGAGGGGUUCAAAAUGGGACUAACUCUUGAAGGCACAGUAUUUUGUCUCGACCCAUUAGACAGCAGGUGCUGAUGUGAAGAACAAGAGGUCCAGAUUUGGGUUGUUUGUUUUACAUGCGCAUAGAUCACUCCUAAAUACCUUGUGACAGGUGGUGUCUGUGUGCCAAUAUGUGUUUGAAGAUCUCCACUGUUUGCAAAUUAUUUUAGUAGAAUGUGUUCCACUAUUGAUCUAUGACGUUUAUUUUAAAAAUAAGUCACUGUAAAGUAAAUCAUACUUUCACGUUCCUUUCUGUUUCUCUUGUCGAUGAAUUUAGAAUCAAAGAACAAAUUAUCCAAAUAUCUGCCUUGUGUCUGAGUUCUGAAUAAUUAGCAUCUUGAAAUCUGUGUUCAUUUUCCAGGCUGCUACUUUAUUAUUCAUCCCCAAAAGCCAUACCUUGAUGAUCCCUUUCAGUCUUGAGGAGAUAUACCAAUGCUAAACUUAGUAUAUCUGUAUUCAGACCAAUAAGCAUGUUACCAUGCGUCAGACAGGUGUUAUUUUAUGUGUUAAAUGUUGUUCAUAUCAUCGGCAACACGUAAACUUUGAGUAUAAUACCGCCAGGUCAUUUUUAGCAGGUAAAAUAGCAAAAACAUAAUUUCCAAUAAUAAUUAAGCCAAAUAAUUAUUUAUUAGUAAAAGCAAAGUAAUAAUGUUAGCUAUUACA
Enhydra lutris kenyoni (northern sea otter) is the source of this 1746-nucleotide messenger RNA. It is a transcript of the gene GULP1, whose product is annotated as GULP, engulfment adaptor PTB domain containing 1. The transcript has 12 exons. The record is from RefSeq and is a predicted model, not a curated record. Lineage: Eukaryota; Metazoa; Chordata; Mammalia; Carnivora; Mustelidae. Bases 205 to 1119 code for a protein of 304 amino acids.